CUCUUUACCUGCUACUCUAAUACUAGUCUCAACACAGUCUUUGGACAAAAAGAAUAUUUUAUUAUGAUGAAUCUCGACAUCGUAUUUCGAAUCUGCAAUAUCAUUGUAGGGUGUUUCAUGAUUAUCGGUGGUCUUUUCACCAUUUUUGCUGGAGGGUUUCCAAACUUUAUCAGAGGCAUCUUCUGUAUGCUCUUUGGUAUUAUGGUGUUCGGUUUUGAGUUCAGACUCCCAGCCGUCGCCGCCCAGCACGUUUCGUUCAUGUUCAGCUUCUUCGGCCGUGGUAUCUUUUACAUUUUCAUAGGAUGCAUUAUGCUCAACUAUUAUGCGGUUGCCAUAGCGUCUGGUGUGAUCGUUGCCUUAGUUGGAAUCGCGUUUGUGAUUCUCCAGUUUGUACCGCGUGUGGAACCACCGCCUAAUAUGAGAAGAAAGGCAUUUGACGAUACUAUGCAAGGCUAUUACAAUGAUGCUCCUUCAGACUAUCCCACCGGCCAACCAGGUCAGUAUAACAACGCAGGCUCGGCUGGUUACUACCAACAAAAUCCAACCAACCCACCCCAGCAAACUUAUAACGUUGGCGGGGUUGUCUAAGUUGUAAAUGAGGGGUACUCGGUAUUACUUUCUCCGACCACACUGUCAAGACCUUGUGAUCUCACACCAACUUCUUUGCGUGUGACAUUAACCAUUUUUUGACUGUUUAUAAAUUUGAAAUUGUGUUUCCCUUUAUCUUUUCUGUUAUUACUAUGUACAUCAUGAAGUGGCAGAAUACUUAAUCGAUUAAUUUUAUGGUGAUUUAUUAUACUAAAAGAUUACAUAUUAUAUGAUGA
Messenger RNA from Umbelopsis ramanniana AG, 824 nucleotides. RefSeq lists its product as uncharacterized. The record is from RefSeq and is a predicted model, not a curated record. The coding region runs from base 64 to 588 and encodes 174 amino acids. Gene Ontology annotation, biological process: vesicle-mediated transport. The transcript is spliced from 5 exons. NCBI's taxonomy places the organism in Eukaryota, Fungi, Mucoromycota, Umbelopsidomycetes, Umbelopsidales, Umbelopsidaceae. Gene Ontology annotation, cellular component: Golgi membrane.